AUGAGUAGUGCUUACAACUAUGAGUUGGCUCAUUUUAUCGUGCGAUACUCAACUUUCAGUAAUACAAGUUCACAAAUUCUAUCUAGCCAACCACCAUUCAAUGGCCUCACUCUGACAGCCACAAUUGCCCCUGUGGACAGACAAACAAGCAGGCCAAUGCGUCUAGCCGGAAAUCAUGGGCGAUUGCAUGGCUACAGCCUUACCUCGGAUCUCGUGAACAUUUUUCUGCCUUGGAGGCUUUUGCACCUUGCGGCCGUUUGGAUACGGAGACACGAGAUGCCGGCAAACGCCGCAUCUGCCCGGCCAGACGAGAUCGCGCCCAAUGAGUUCCGUUCCCCCGGGGAGAGAGAGUGGAGUGGGGACGAAAAUAUGGAGACCAAAGACAUGUCUCCUCUUCUCGUUCACUUCCCAAAGGAACCGGCGUCGCGACUACUCGCUUUCGGAUCACGUAGUCAUCACACCGUCAGCCUGGGUCCGUGUGUCUCCGUCCUCAGCGCCGGCCAUCUUGGCCAAGGCGUCGGGUUGCGAAUUUCAGACGAUACCGUCGGCGGUAUCACAAGAAGCCUCCAAGGGCAAGAAGCGGACCAGCACCAUCUCGAAAGUGGGACUGAAUGCGGAAUUUGA
Protopolystoma xenopodis is the source of this 624-nucleotide messenger RNA. Lineage: Eukaryota; Metazoa; Platyhelminthes; Monogenea; Polystomatidea; Polystomatidae. The record is from the annotation of a GenBank genome assembly.